Messenger RNA from Coregonus sp. 'balchen', 26237 nucleotides. The record is from the annotation of a GenBank genome assembly. Lineage: Eukaryota; Metazoa; Chordata; Actinopteri; Salmoniformes; Salmonidae.
GGUAGGGAGGGAGGGAGGGAGGAGGGGAGGAGGGAUGAGAAGAGGGGAGGGAGGGAGGACGGGAAGUGGAGGAGGAAUGAGGGAGGGAGAGUAGAUCUGAAUAGAGGAGAGGGAGGAGGGAGAGAGGAGGGAGGGAGGGGGGAGGGAGGGGGAUGGGGAAGGGAAGGAAGGGAAGGGUCGGAGAGUGGUCGGGAGAGGAAGAUUGGUGCGGAGGAGGAGAUGAAGAGGAGGGGGGCGGGAUGCGGGGGGAGGGGGAGGCGGGUAGGGACUGGAGGGAGGGAUGAAGGGGGUGAUGAAGGAGGGUGAAGGAUGGGAGGGAUGGACUGGAGGGCGGGGGAAGGGAUGGAGGAGUGCGACUUUGGUGGAGUGGAGGGAGGGUAGGAGCAAGGGCGGGAGGAAGGGAGGGAGUGAAGGGAGGGAGAGAACGCGCGGGAGGGAGGGACGGGAGGUGAGGGCAGGAGGGAGGGCCGCGGGAGGGCGGGGAGGGAGGGCGGAGAAGGGAGGGGGAGGGGCAUACGAGGGAUACCAUAAAACUAAAUAAUCAUCCAUUGUCAUUCCCCCUCCCGCCUGUAGGAGGCAGAGAUCUACUUCCGGAUCAACAUUAACUGUAUAGACCCGUUGGGCCGCACAGCUCUGCUGAUCGCUAUAGAGAAUGAGAACCUGGAGAUUAUUGAGCUGCUGCUCACCUAUAACGUGUGUGUCGGUGACGCUCUGCUACACGCCAUCCGUAAAGAGGUGGUGGGGGCCGUGGAACUGCUGCUCAACCACAAGAAGCCCAGUGGGGAGAAACAGGUAGGACAGUUACAGGGUGCUUCCCAAAUGGCACCCUGUUGUUGAGUGUUGGCUAUGGUCACUUGGUGGAGGGGUGACUAGCCUACAUUCACCUGCAUACAGCACAGCACACUGUCCUUUUGUUAUCACAUACCAAUAGGCUAUCUGCUUUACAAUCAGAUUGGUCUUGAAAAAGGCCUUAGACCUCACAUGUUGACAUAGAACAGUCUCUACUAUAUGCCCUCUUCUUGUGUUUCCUAUGCAUUACACUACACCAUGCCCUCCCAGGCACAUACUCAUUCCUACUGUAUAAGGAUUACUUCAACCAUAUUUAAUUUUUAAGGGGAUAGAUCAGCUAUGAAAUUAGCAGAUUUAAGUCUAUCAAAUAACAUUACUUGCAACAUUUCUAAUCCCCCCCCACCUUUUUUUAAAUAUAAUGCCCCUACCCCCCUAUCCCCUGGUUGGAGGACUCGGUGGAAAAUUAAACCCUAACUUUCAACUGAGAGCUACAAGGACAAAAUGUUAAUGUACAAUUUAGAAAUGUUUCUCCAUGCUAUUACACACUGGAUAUUUGAACCAUAUAAUGUUUGUGAAUUACAUAUUCUUCCUCCUCACAUCUCUUGCUUCUGCACAUAAUUCCUUUUCACUUAUUUCUCUGUAUGUGUUGGUCUACUCUAAUUAACUGGUUCUCUCAGAACAGCAGUGAGAUAUGCUACUAUGGGCAAUUUACACAUUUUCCACAUACACUUGCACUCUGGAUAUUUGAACCAUAAUUCUUACAGUAUAAUUGCCUCUUCACUUCCCUCUGUGUUGAUCUUGGUUGCAUCCCAAAAUGGCACCCUAUUCCAUAUUUAGUGCACACUACCCUAUAGUCCCUUAUCAAAAUUAGUGCUCUAUAUAGGGAAUAGGGUGCCAUUGAGACUUGAGCCAUGAACAGGUGAACAGAGGUACGCUAAAACAGACAGGGGCUCCCUGAGGUCUGAAAGAGAAAGUUUUACUCUGCUAAUCGCUUUAUUUAAAUCACAGCUGAUCCACUAGACUAGAUCGUCCUCACCACAUCUCCUAGCCCUCCUGUGAUUUCUCUAUUUACAGUCUGUUCAUUUAUACACUCUCUUAGUGAUAUGUUAAUCAUCUGAUUUACAUUUCUGUUGAUCACUAUAGCAAAUGAGUCAAUAGGCAGGUACUGUCUUUCAUCUGUAUAGGCUACUGAUUCGUGUAUACAGUGAUAUAUCUGUAGCCUAUUGACAACAUCUUAUUAUGUGAAACUGUGAAAAGGUUACAUGUUCUUACCGGUCCUAAGGGCAGGCAGGCAGUCCUCUGUAGCUCAAUUGGUAGAGCAUGGUGCUUGUAACGCCAAGGUAGUGGGUUCGAUCCCCGGGGCCACCCAUACGUAAAAAUGUAUGCACACGUGACUGUAAGUCGCUUUGGAUAAAAGCGUCUGCUAAAUGGCAUAUUAUAAACAUUUAUCAAAGUAACGGUAGUGAUGGCAGAAUAAAUAAACAUGUUGGGAAGAUAGGCAAAAACAAACAAACUAGGAACAAAAAUAAGCCUAGUGGUUAAGAGCCUUGGGACAGUAACCAAAAGGUCACUGGUUCAAAUCCCUGAGCCGACUAGGUCAAAAAUCUGUCUGUGCCCUUGAGCAAGGCGCUUAACCCCAAUUGCUCCUGUAAGUCGCUCUGGAGUGUCUACAAAAAUGUAAUCAAAAUCAAACUGAACUUUCCUACUGGCAUUAGGAAACAAGCUGUGGGUACUAUGACAACAAAAUGGGCCUACAGCCUACACACAUAUGGACACACUCCCCAUCAGAACUUACAGAACACUGGCAAAGCCACCUGUGAGGGAGCUCAAGGUACUUCUAUUUGGCAGUGUUCUGUAUGCUCUGAAGGGGAGAGUACACAUAUGUGGGUGGGGAGCGAGGGAGCUCCAAGAAGCGGCAACACACAAAGACAUACUCAAAGCAUUAGAAAUAAAUGCACAAACUGAAGGAAAAUAUCUUCACUCGAAUUACACAGAUAAUUGGGCACCUGCGAACAAGUAUUAAGCAGCUGUGCACGUUUUUAAAACAGUAACAAUAUUGUCAUGUCAUAAUUAGACCUAACUCAAGAGCGCACAAGUGAGAGUGGGGCUGUGGCCAUCAUAGAAACGACCAGGCAACAUUUCCCCCAACAAAUUAUACAAUAUCUUGAAUUAUGAUAUUAGGCUAUUUAAUCUUGAAAAAAUAAAUGUUAGUGUGACUAUUACUCUCGUUUGCAGAUGGCCAAAAAUACAACAUGAAAUGUAACCGGAAGACAUACACAGUCCUGAAAUGCAUACAAAUGUAUCAAGUUACAGCAUGCAUUAUCAAGGUUACAUAUAUGUUUUAGCUAGUUUUAAAACAAAGGACAGAAAUAGAACAGAAUACAGUAGGUCUGACACAGAAACACACACACACACACACACACACACACACACACACACACACACACACACACACACACACACACACACACACACACACACACACACACACACACACACACACACACACACAAUUACAGAGAAGUCUAUGGGGGCUGGAACACGUCUCAAACACACAUUUUUCAAGGACGUUCAAAGAAAAACUCCCACAGGCACCAGAUCUGCUUGCUCUUGAAAACUCUUUUUGGAUUUAACAUCUCUUUUCAUAUAAACAACUGAGGGCCCUUUUCAGUAGUAUGGACACGAAAGCCAUAGAGCCAACCCUGCGGUUAGCUAUAGAGGACCAUAGUCUAGAUACCCCAUUACUGUAUUGACAUCUGAAUUAACAUUAUGUCCGCUCCAUACCGAGGAGAGAGGGAGAGAGAGAGAGAGAAGAGAGAGAGGAGGGAGAGGAGAUGAGGAGAGAGAGCUGAGAGAGAGCGAGGGAAGAGGAGAGAGAAGAAUGGACGAGAGAGGAAUGAGGAGAAGAGAGAGAGAGAGACGAGUGAGAGAGAGAGGAGAGAGAGAGAGAGAGAGAGGGAGAGGAGGAGAGGGAGGAGAGAGAGAGAGAGAGAGAUGAGAGAGGAGAGAGAGAGAGAGAUGAGAGAGAGAGAGAGAGAGAGGAGAGAGGAAGAGGAGCGAGAGAGGAGUGUAAUAGAAGAGUGUAUUUGCACCCUCUCAUCUUUCUAUCAGAGGAGACCGUGGCAUCUCUCUACUGUAUCUCCACCUCUCUUUCUCCAUCUCUUCUGAGGGAGAUUAGAGAUAGUGAUAAUAAGGUCAGACUCCAUCUCAACAGCAUGACCUAACUGGCAGUGAUGCUAGUCAUUGUUUCAACAUCACAUUGUUAUGCAAACACGUCAUCUGGACCACACACGAAUGCACGCACACCAUCAGGAGCAUCAGGAAUCAAUGACAAGAAGACCUGUGGUUCUGAGUUGUUGUGAUAAAGGGAACAGUAAUGUAAUCCUGUUAGCUAGUAUUUCCUCAUACUGUAAGUGAAGUGGUCACUCAAGUGCCUCUUCCUUAUCAUCUCCUCCCAGAGGCAGACCAAUUAGACUGUGGUUGCAUCACAAAUGGCACCCUAUACCCUAUAUAGUACACUACUUUUGACCAGAGCCCUAUGAUGGUGCCAUUUGGGACGCACAUUAAAUGAUUCGACCCUGUUAAUCAAUCAAUCAAAUUGAUUUAUAAAGCAGAUGUCACAAAGUGCUUUUACAGAAACCCAGAUGAAAACCUCAAAGAGCAAGCAAUACAGAUAUGUAGAAGCAUGGUGGCUAGGAAAAACUCCCUAGAAAGGUAGGAACCUAGGAAGAAACCUCUGAGGGGUGGCCAGUCCUCUUCUGGCUGUGUCCGGUGGAGAUUAUAAGAGUACAUGGUCAUUAAGGCCAGAUCAUUCUUCAAGAUGUUCAAAUGUUCAUAGAUGACCAGCAGGGACAAAUAAUAAUCACAGUGGUUAUAGAGGGUGCAACAGAUCAGCACCUCAGGAAUUAAUGUCAGUUGGCUUUUCAUAGCUGAGCAUUCAGAGGUUAAGACAGAAGGUGCGGUAGAGAGAGAGAGAGGGAGAGGGAGAGAAAAGGUAGCACGUCCAGUGAGCAGGUCAGGGUUCCAUAGCUGCAGGCAGAACAGCAGAAACUGGAUCAGCAGCACGACCAGGUGGACUGGGGACGGGGACAGCCAGGAGUCGUCAAGCCAGGUAGUCCUGAGACAUUGUCCUAGGGCUCAGGUCCUCCGGGAGGAGAGAGAGAGCGAAAGAGAGAUGGAAGAAUUAGAGGGAGCAUACAUUAUUUAAGAUCACAAAGGACACCAGAUAAGACAGGAGAAUUACACAAGAUAGGACAGACUGACCCUAGCCCCCUUGCACAUAGACUACUGCAGCAUAGAUACUGGAGACUGAGACAGGGGCGGGGGUGCCGGGGGACACUGUGGCCGCGUCCGACGAUACCCCGGGACAGGGCUAACCAGGCAGGAUAUAACCCCACCCACUUUGCCAAAGCACAGCCCCCACACUACCAGAGGGAUAUCAACAGACUACCAAUUUAUUACCCUGAGACAAGGUGGAAUAUAGCCCACGAAGAUCUCCCUUACCGCAAAGAACUCCCUUACCACAAGAGCCCGAGGGGGGCGCAAAACCGGACAGGAAGAUCACGUCAGUGACUCAACCCACUCAAGUCGAGUAUAGCGAUAUUCAAUGUGAUGCACCCCUUCUAGGGACGGCAUGGGAGAGCACUAGCAAGCCAGUGACUCAUAGGGUCAGAGGCAGAGAAUCCCAGUGGAGAGGGGGAGCCAGCCAGGCAUAGACAGGAAGGGUGGUUCGUCACUCCAGUGCCUUGCCAUUCACAUUCGCACCCCUGGGCCAGACAUUACUCAAUCAUAGGACCUACUGAAGAGAUGAGUCUUCAGUAAAGACUUAAAGGUUGAGAACUAGUCUGUGUCUCUCACAUGGAUCAGCAGACCAUUCAAUAAAAAUGUAGAUCUAUAGGAGAAAGCCCUGCCUCCAGCUGUUAGCUUAGAAAUUCAAGGAAAAAUAAAGAGGCCUGCGUCUUGUGACUGUAGCGUACGUGUAGGUAUGUAUGGCAGGACCAUAUUGGAGAGAUAGGUAGGAGCAAGUCCAUGUAAUGCUUUGUAGGUUAUCAGUAAAACCUUGAAAUCAGCCCUAGCCUUAACAGGAAGCCAGAGGCUAGCGCUGGAGUAAUAUGAUAUUCUUUGGGGGGUUCUAGUCAAGAUUCUAGCAGCCGUAUUUAACAAUAGCUGAAGUUUGUUUAGUGCUUUAUCUGGGUAGCCAGAGAGUAGAGCACUGCAGUAGUCUAAUCUUGAAGUGACAAAAGCAUGGAUUAGCUUUUCGGCACAUUUUUGGACAAAACGUUUCAGAUUUUUGCAAUGAUACGAAGAUGAAAAAAAGCUGCUCUUGAAAUAUUAGUCAAAAGAGAGAUCAGGGUACAGAGUAACACCAAGAUCCUUCACAGUUUUAUUUGAGACGAUUGUAAAACCAUUGAGAUUAAUUGUCAUAUCAAACAGCAGAUCUCUUUGUUUCUUGGGACCUAUAACCAGCAUCUCUGUUUUGUCCGAGUUUAAAAGUAAAGAAUGUGCUGCCAUCCACUUCCAUAUGUCUGAAACACAGUCUUCCAGGGUAGGCCAUUUUUGGGGCUUCUCCAUGUUUCAUCGAAAUGUACAGCUGUCUGUCGUCUGCAUAGCAGUGAAUGUUGACAUUGUGUUUCCGAAUGACAUCACCAAAAGGUAGAGUAUAUAUAGUGAAACAAUAGUGGUCCUAAAACAGAUCCUCGCGCAGCUGGGCCUCUGUAAUAGAGCAGCUGGGCCUCUGUAAUCAACAAACACACACACACACACACAGACACUCACACACACACACACACACACAGCUUAUCCUCAAGUAAAACCUAAACCAUGUAGAUCUAUUGUAUUGGUUCAUAAAGGAAACACUAUGGUAUUGAUAUUGAUAAUACCUACGAUGUUGUUAUGAAUUCAGUUUUGUCUAAUUCAUUUUUCCUUCCUCAAUCGAUAUCUGGAUUGAACACAUCUUUUGUCUCUUGCCCAUCAUAAUCCCUAUCUGACUAUAACCCAUAUUUAUCUCUUCCCCGCCCUCUCUCCAGGUUCCUCCCAUCCUAUUGGACAAGCAGUUCUCUGACUUCACUCCUGACAUCACACCCAUCAUCCUGGCAGCUCACACCAACAACUAUGAGAUCAUCAAACUGCUGGUGCAGAAGGGGGUGUCCGUGCCCCAGCCACAUGAGGUGGGUCUGAAUCAGGAUAUAUGCUACACUAUGGUGUAGCACUAUGGUAAAUGAUAAAGUACUACAUGCUACGGUAUGAUAUAGUAUGUAAUGUAGUACAGUACAAUAGUCACAGCAGGCUACACUACACUAUACAGUAUGAUACAAUAGUAGAGUACAGUAUGAUAGUUACAAUACUGCCCUCCCUCCACUAACUCUCCAGUACCGGUGUGUGUUCCAGGUGCGCUGUAACUGCAUGGAGUGUGUGUCCAGCUCUGAUGUGGAUAGUCUGCGUCACUCCCGCUCUCGUCUCAACAUCUACAAGGCCCUUGCCAGCCCAUCACUCGUGGCCCUCUCCAGUGAAGACCCUUUCCUCACAGCCUUCCAGCUCUCCUGGGAACUACAGGAGCUCAGCAAGGUGGAGUUUUUAACAGCUAUUUGCUAAGUUUAUUAAAUUAAAAUAAAUUGAGCUGGAGGAUGAGUUUGAGUCAAAGAAGAGUGAGGAGUUGUCUCAGCAGUGUACUUUAUAAGCAGUUUAUGGAGUAUUUAUUUACUUAGUUAAUUCUUAUGUGGAACAUAAGGCUUCCACAAGAGAGUGCCACUGACACCAAUCUUCUGCCUUUUAGGAGAUGGACGGUGUUCCAUAACAGUGUUUAUUUGUGCUCGACUUUUAACUAACAGUUUAUUCCUGUUUCAGGUGGAGAAAGAGUUUAUGUCAGAGUAUAAGGAGUUGUCCUAGCAGUAUAGAUGCUUUAUAAAGAGUUUUUAACUGGUUUAUUGACUAUUAACUAACAGUUUCUGACUGUUUCAGGUGGAGAAUGAGUUUAUGUCGGAGUAUGAGGAGUUAUCUCAGCAGUGUAAACAGUUUGCCAAGGACCUGUUGGACCAAACCAGGAGCUCCAGAGAACUAGAGCUGAUCCUGAACUACAGAGAUGACAUCAACCCUAUACUUGAUGAGAACACCAAUGACCUGGCCAGACUCAAACUGGCUAUCAAAUACAGACAGAAAGAGGUAAGAUAUAAUUCAUGUUUCCUCAGGAACCUAUGUUUAUUGUCAUUUUUCUGCAUGUUGAAGCUUGGCCAGGUGAAUCUCCCGCCCAAUGUCUUUGGUACAGCUGAGGAUUUUACAUGUUGUAUUUCAGAGGAUAAAGCAUGAAGCUAACUUCUGCUGUUAUCUCUAAAAUAGGAUUAAGAAGUAGUAGAUGGCCGGAUUUGGGUGGAGACUUCCUAUGGGAGUUGUAAUUAUGUGGUAAUCACCAGGCUGUGUCUGAAAAUGGCAUCCUUCCUUAGUGAAACAACACAUUACUGGAGCUACACUACAUGACCAAAAGUAUGUGGACACCUGCUCGUCAAACAUCUCAUUCCAAAAUCAUGGGCAUUCAUAUGUAGUUGGUCCCCUGUUUUCUGCUUUAACAGCCUCCACACUUCUGGGAAAGCUUUCCACUAGAUGUUUGAACAUUGCUGCGGCGACUUGCUUCUUUUCAGCCACAAGAGCAUUAGUGAGGUUGGACACUGAUGUUGGGCGAUUAGUCCUGGCUCGCAGUCGGCAUUCCAGUUCAUCCCAAAGGUGUUCGAUGGGGUUGAGGUCAGGGCUCUGUGCAGGCCAGUCAAGUUCUUCCACACCAAUCUCGACAAAACAUUUAUGUAUGGACCUCGCUUUGUGCACUGAGGCGUUGUCAUGCUGAAACAGGAAAGGGCCUUCCCGAAACUGUUGCCACAAAGUUGGAAGCACAGAAUCGUCUAGAAUGUCAUUGUAUGCUGUAGCGUUAAGAUUUCCCUUCACUAGCCCAAACCAUGGAAAACAGCUCCAGACCAUUAUUCCUUCUCAACCAAACUUUACAGUUGGUAGUAUGCAUUUGGGCAGGUACAGUGCCUUGCAAAAGUAUUCAUCCCCCUUUGAGUUUUUCCUAUUUUGUUGCAUUACAACCUGUAAUUUAAAUUUAUUUUUAUUUGGCUUUAAUGUAAUGGACAUACACAAAAUAGUCCAAAUUGGUGAAGUGGAAUGAAAAAAAUAACUUGUUUAAAAAUAUUCUACAAAAUAAAUAACGGAAAAGUGGUGCGUGCAUAUGUAUUCACCCCCUUUGCUAUGAAGCCCCUAAAUAAGAUCUGGUGCAACCAAUUACCUUCAGAAGUCACAUAAUUAGUUAAAUAAAGUCCACCUGUGUGCAAUCUAAGUGUCACAUGAUCUUAGUAUAUAUACACCUGUUCUGAAAGGCCCCAGAGUCUGCAACACCACUAAGCAAGGGGCACCAUUUACAUUUAAGUCAUUUAGCAGAUGCUCUUAUCCAGAGCGACUUACAGUCAGUGAGUGCAUACCUUUUAAUUUUUUAUACUGGAAUCAAACCCACAACCCUGGCGUUGCAAAUGCCAUACCAACUGAGCUACAUCCCUGCCAGCCAUUCCAUCCCCUACCUUGGGCAACGCUGGGCCAAUUGUGCGCCGCCCCAUGGGUCUCCCGGUCAGUUACGACAGAGCUUGGAUUCGAACCAGGAUCUCUAGUAGCACAGCUAGCACUGCCUUAGACCACUGCGCCACUCGGGAGGACACCAAGCAAGACUGGUGUCCACCAUGAAGACCAAGGAGCUCUCCAAACAGGUCAGGGACAAAGUUGUGGAGAAGAAACCCUACCUCUUUAAGGAAUACCUGGAAUAGUAGAAAAGUCAUCCUUCUCAUCACCCGAGAACACCAUCCCCACAGUGAAGCAUGGUGGUGGCAGCAUCAUGCUGUGGGGAUGUUUUUCAUCGGCAGGGGACUGGGAAACUGGUCAGAAUUGAAGGAAUGAUGGAUGGUGCUAAAUACAGGGAAAUUCUUGAGGGAAACCUGUUUCAGUCUUCCAGAGAUUUGAGACUGGGACAGAGGUUCACCUUCCAGCAGGACAAUGACCCUAAGCAUACUGCUAAAGCAACACUCGAGUGGUUUAAGGGGAAACAUUUAAAUGUCUUGGAAUGGCCUAGUCAAAGCUCAGACCACAAUCCAAUUGAGAAUCUGUGGUAUGACUUAAAGAUUGCUGUACACCAGCGGAACCCAUCCAACUUGAAGGAGCUGGAGCAGUUUUGUCUUGAAGAAUAGGCAAAAAUCCCAGUGGCUAGAUGUGCCAAGCUUAUAGAGACAUACCCCAAGAGACUUGCAGCUGUAAUUGCUGCAAAAGGUGGCUCUACAACGUAUUGACUUUGGGGGGGGUGAAUAGUUAUGCACGCUCAAGUUUUCAGUUUUUUUGUCUUAUUUCUUGUUUGUUUCACAAUAACAAAUAUCUUCAAAGUGGUAGGCAUGUUAUUUAAAUCAAAUGAUACAAACCCUCAAAAAAUCCAUUUUAAUUCCAGGUUGUAAGGCAACAAAAUAGGAAAAAUGCCAAGGGGGGUGAAUACUUUCUCAAGCCACUGUAGCGUUCUCCUGGCAUCCGCCAAACCCAGAGUAGUCCGUCGGACUACCAGAUGGUGAAGCACGAUUCAUCACUGCAGAGAACGCAUUUCCACUGCUCCAGAGUCCAAUGGCGUCGGGCCUUACACCACUCCAACCGACACUUGGGAUUGGACAUGGUUAUCUUAGGCUUGUGUGCGGCUGCUUGGACAUGGAAACCCAUUUCAUUAAGCUCCCGACGAACAGUUCUUGUGCUGACAUUUCUUCCAGAUGCAGUUUGGAACUUGGUAGGACAGACGGUUUUUAAAAAGCUACGCUCUUCAGCACUUGAUGGUCCCGUUCUGUGAGCUUGUGUGGCCUACCACUUCGCGGCUGAGCCGUUGUUGCUCCUUGACGUUUCCUCUUCACAACAACAGCACUUACAGUUGAUCGGGGCAGCUCUAGCAGGGCACGAACUGACUUGUUAGAAAGGUGGCAUCCUAUGUAAGGCCAUCUACUGCCAAUGUUUGUCUGUGGAGAUUGUAUGGCUGUGUGCUCGAUUUUAUACACCUGUCAGCAACGGGUGUGGCUGAAAUAGCCGAAUCCACUCAUUUGAAGGGGUGUCCACAUACUUUUGUACAUACAGUGCGUUCGGAAAGUAUUCAGACCCCUUUACGUUUUCUAUAUUUUGUUACGUUACAGCCUUAUUCUAAAAUGAAUUAACUAAAAAAAAUCCUCAUCAAUCUACACACAAUACCCCAUAAUGACAAAGCAAAAACAGGUUUUUAGAAAUCUUUGCAAAUGUAUUAAAAAUAAAAAACAGAAAUACCUUAUUUACAUAAGUAUUCAGACCCUUUGCUAUGAGACUCGAAAUUGAGCACAGGUACAUCCUGUUUCCAUUGAUCAUCCUUGAGAUGUUUCUACAGCUUGAUUGGAGUCCACCUGUGGUAAAUUCAAUUGAUUGGACAUGAUUUGGAAAGGCACACACCUGUCUAUAUAAGGUCACACAGUUGACAGUGCAUGUCAGAGCAAAAACCAAGCCAUGAGGUCGAAGGAAUUGUCCGUAGAGCUCCGAGACAGGAUUGUGUUGAGGCACAGAUCUGGGGAAGGUUACCAAAAAAUGUCUGCAGCAUUGAAGGUCCCCAAUAACACAGUGGCCUCCAUCAUUCUUAAAUGGAAGAAGUUUGUAACCACCAAGACUCUUCCUAGAGCUGGCCGCCCGGCCAAACUGAGCAAUCGGGGGAGAAGGGCCUUGGUCAGGGAGGUGACCAAGAACCCGAUGGUCACUAUGACAGAGCUCUAGAAUUCCUCUGUGGAGAUGGGGGAACCUUCCAGAAGGACAACCAUCUCUGCAGCACUCCGCCAAUCAGGCCUUUAUGGUAGAGUGGCCAGACGGAAAACACUUCUCAGUAAAAGGCACAUGACAUCCCACUUGGAGUUUACCAAAAGGCACCUGAAGACUCUCAGACCAUGAGAAACAAGAUUCUCUGGUCUGAUGAAACCAAGAUUGAACUCUUUCGCCUGAAUGCCAAGCGUCACGUCUGGAGUAAACCUGGCACCAUCCCUACGGUGAAGCAUGGUGGUGACAGCAUCAUGCUGUGGGGAUGUUUUUCAGCGGAAGGGACUUGAGACUAGUCAGGAUCGAGGCAAAGCUGAACGGAGCAAAGUACAGAGAGAUUCUUGAUGAAAACGUGCUCCAGAGUGCUCAGGACCUCAGACUGGGGCAAAGGUUCACCUUCCAACAGGACAACAACACUAAGCACACAGCCAAGACAACACAGGAGUGGCUUACGGGACAAGUCUCUGAAUGUCCUUGAGUGGCCCAGCCAGAGCCUGGACUUGAACCCGAUCAAACAUCUCUGGAGAGACCUGAAAAUAGCUGUGCAGCAACACUCAAUCCAACCUGACAGAGCUUGAGAGGAUCUGCAGAAAGGAAUGGGAGAAACUCCCCAUAUACAGGUGUGCCAAGCUUGUAGCGUCAUACACAUGAAGACACGAGGCAGUAAUCACUGCCAAAGAUGCUUCAACAAAGUACUGAGUAAAGGGUCUGAAUACUUAUGUAAAUGUGAUAUUUCCGUUUUUUAUUUUUUUAAAUAAAUUUGCAAACAUUUCUAAAAACCUGUUUUUGCUUUGUUAUUAUGGGGUAUUGUGUGUAGAUUGAUAAGUGAAAAAAACGAUUUAAUCAACUUUAGAAUAAGGCUGUAACGUAACAAAAUGUGGAAAAAGUCAAGGGGUCUGAAUACUCAGUCUGCUGUCCAGUCCCUUGAUGGGAACAUAAUGAAACAUAAUGAUACAUCAAUAAUGAUGCUACAAAUAUGAUAAUGCUCUGACUGAAUGUUUCCUUGGGAUACUAACUCACAAUACAUCUAAAUUACACAGAAAGCAGCAUGCACAGGAAAACAACAACCUUGGCCACGUCCCAUUUGGCACCCUAUUCCCUAUUUAAUAGUAGUGCACUAACUAGGGAAUAAAUAGUGUGUGGGGUUCAGACAUUUUGUGCUCUUCUCAUGGCUUGUAUGCCGUCAGUAGUUUGUGGGAAUAUUGUCUCAUGUUAAGUGUACAGCACUGUAUUGUGAAUGUUUUGUUUAUUUUUGGUUGCUGCUACGGAUACUGUAGAUGAGCAGGUACAGUAAGGUUAUGAAAUGGAAGUUGUGAAAUGUUGCCCCCUCCUGAGUAGAAGUGGAUACUGCAUAUGUUCUCACCUAGAGAGUGAAGUGGACUGAGAACUGCAGAAAAAACACAAAUUCAUUGCUAAAUACUUUUAACCCUUUCCAUGAGAUGGACAUUUACAGUAUGACACUGUGGAAAAUACACAACAUGCUAUAUCGCUUUAGAGUUAGGGAUAGAACAGAGAUAAGACUCAAGUCUCCAUAGAGAGACAUUUAUAAAGAACUCCAUGUUCCUGUUUGAAAGAGUGCCUGUCUGUCAAAUCUGUUCCUCAUUAAACAUGAUUAUGUUUUUGUCUCUGUGAGAUUUGAUAGAACCAUCUGCUGAACAUCUGCGCUGCUCUGUGUGACGGUGAGGUUAAUCUCAGUCUAACAGAAUUACAAAGAAAUUACAACCAAAUGGAUCCCCAUCACUUAGAGCAGGGCAUUGUGGGGGAUGAGGUCAUUAGUGAGGUCAUCAGUUAGAGAGCGACUGAGACAGAGAGUGUUUUAGAUAGUGCCUGAGACUAAUAGAGUGUUCCUUAUCAAACCUUGUAAGCAGAGGCUGAUCUGAGAGACAUACCCUUUUCACACUACUGAGCCUAGUUGAGCCUAACUGUAAUGGUCUGGUUACACAUCCACCACAGUUCCUGGAACCGUGCUGACAAGGACAAUAUGAAGAGAAAGCAUCCGACACAGCGCAGAACAGUGUGUGAAGAGGAUAUUAGAGAGGAACAGAGAUGCCAGGGAGGGACACUUGGGACCAGGCCAGGGACAGCUGGUAACACUCAUCAGAAUGAUCAUGCACAUUAAGGUCAUUAACAGCUUGAGGUGAUGCUGGACUAAACCAGACUGAACAGUCAUUGACUGCGUCACAAAUGGCACAUAGAGUGUCAUUUGGGAUGCACACAUAAUGUAAUCUGGGAACUCAAUUGACCUCCUCCAUUAGCUGAGUGUGUUUACUGCUGUGCCCAACUGUCCAACUGUCCAACUGUCAGUAUGCUGUAUGCUGUACCCAACUGCCCAGGCUUGCUUAAGAUGUGCCUGUUUUCGUGUCAGUUGUUUGUCAAUGUGGAGUGGAAAGCAAGUGAGAAAGAAUAGUAAACAUUGUGAAGUUGCAUUAGACACACAGGUCUCCAAUAACAACUCAUCAGUAAUGUAUCAUAAAGGCUGAUUCACUCUCUCUUUCCCUCCCUCCCUCCCUCCCUCCCUCCCUCCCUCCCUCCCUCCCUCCCUCCCUCCCUCCCUCCCUCUUCAUACCUCCUCUAUCCCUCUCUCCCUCCUCUUUUUCCUCCCUCCCUCUCUCUCUCUCCUUUCCUCCCCUCCCCUCCCCUCCCCCUUCUCCCCUCCCCUCCUCCUCAAUCUCCCUCCUCCAGUUUGUAGCCCAGCCCAACUGUCAGCAGUUGCUUGCGUCUCGUUGGUACGAUGAAUUCCCUGGGUGGAGGCGUCGUCACUGGGCAGGGAAAUUCCUAACCUGUGUCUUCAUCGGCCUCCUCUUCCCCGUCUUCUCCCUUUGCUACCUGGUCUCUCCUAAGAGCCGCUAUGGAUACUUCAUCAGGCAAGUGGCCUAGAGGUUAGAGAGGCAGGCCAGCAACUAGAGGGUUGCCAGUUUGAAUCCCUGGUCUGAUGGGAAAAAUCUGUCAGGGAGCUUCCCUGGUCUGAUGGGAAAAAUCUGUCAGGGAGCUGAAGUUGAAUUUCUGUUGGACAAUAAAGUAAUCUUCUUCUUCAUCAUUAGGAAGCCCUUCAUCAAGUUUAUCUGCCACACAACGUCGUAUCUCACCUUCCUGUUCCUGCUGCUGCUGGCCUCUCAGCACAUCGUCUCUACAGACCCCAACAGACAGGGGCCGACUCCUACUGUGGUGGAAUGGAUGAUACUGCCCUGGGUACUGGGUAAGAGUGUGUGUGUGCGCGCGUAGAUGUGCUGAUCAAGAAAGGAAAGACCCGGACACAUGCUGCUCCCUCCCUAGUGCUUUAUUCCUGCACUAUGAUACAUAACAAGAUUUCAACUUCACAGAAGGUCAGCUGAUAAUAGAGUGUCAUUUGAGACAUACCAAGUAAACUGCUAUUGAUGUUAAUGAUGUUAGUUGAUGACAAUUCUGACAGGAAAUGGUGGAAACCAAGCUUGUGUUUCAGCCCAAUACUCUAUCUACCUUUUACAGCUGGUUUUCAUGCAUUGAACGCACACUGUAUUGUAAGACAACCCAGCCUAUGUGUUUCCUAUGUAACUCCCAUUAUGGUGUUCUGUUCAGUACAACCGCAUGGCAGGAUGCAUGGGUAUGCUACCUGUCUACCUGCUCAUAACUGUCUACCUGUCCUGCAUCACCGCUUGAUAUGGCAAAUGCACCACCCUCAAUAGCAAAGCGCUACAGAGGGUAGUGUGGACAGCCCUGUACGUCACUGGGGCCGAGCUCCCUGCAAUCCAGGACCUCUAUAUCAGGCGAUGUCAGAGGAAGGCCCGAAAAAUUGCCAAAGACAGCAGCUACCCAAGACAUACCGUCCAGCAAAUGGUACCGGAGCAUCGGCUCUUGAACUAACAGGCUCCGAAACAGAUAGAAACAGACACAUAACACGCAUACCGACAACACAAACAUACAUACAGACGUAGGAUCUUAAUUUGAGCCAGAUUGCUACAGCAGGAAAAUAAUCCUGCAGCAACAGGAAAUGUAAAUGAUUAUGUGGAUUAUAAUGAAUGGACAUUUUGGUAGGGAUUGAUAUAUUUUACGUUAGGGCAAAUCAAUUUCAAAGUGGAAAUCACAAACUUUAGAAUACUUUUCAAAACUCAAAUACACUACAAGUUUGCAUUUCCUGCAAUGCUGGAAAAUUCUCAACAACAAAAAAGUGGUCAAGUUAAGAUCCUACAUCUGUACACACACAUGCAUAACGAGUCACUUUGCCCUGCCUUCAUGUACAUAUCUACCUGAAAUACCUCAUACCCCUGCACAUUGAUCUGGUACUGGUACUCCCUGUACAUACAGUAGCUCCAUUCUUGUGUAUUUUAUUCCUCUUGUGUUACUAUUUUAUUUUUAUUAUAAUUAUUUAACUCUGCAUCGUUUGGAAGGGCUCAUAAGCAAGCAUUUCACGGUUAAGUCUACACCUGUUGUAUUCAGCGCAUGUGACAAAUACAAUUUGAGUUGAUUUGAACACUCCCUCUUCACCUGAGGAAUGUGGCCAUAGAUCAGAAAAGUGAGACAGACAUGAUAGAUUAGCUCUGCCGGGCGUCAGACAGACAUGACAACCCUAACCCUAACUCUAGGUCUGUGUCCCAAAUGGCACCAUAUUCCCUAUUUAGAUCACUACUUUUGACCCCCAUAGGCCCUCUUCAAAAGUAGUGCACUAUGUAGGGAAUAGGGUGAGUUACAUAGGGCUCUGGUCAAAACGGAUUUACGUAGGGCUCUGGUCAAAAGUAAUGCACUUUGUAAGGGAUAUGAUGCCAUUUGGGACAUAAUUAACCCUGCUGGUCUGUUCUCUGUCCUAUAGGCUUCAUCUGGACAGAGAUCAAACAGAUGUGGGAUGGAGGAUUCCAGGACUAUAUCCAUGACUGGUGGAACCUCAUGGACUUUGUUAUGAACUCUCUGUACCUGGCUACCAUCUCUCUGAAGAUUGUUGCCUAUGUCAAGGUAUGAUGGUUGUUGUGUACUAGAUAAUAUGAAAUACGCUUGAAUAAAUCGGCAACGAAUUCUUGAAAAUUCAACCAGCUGACACUCAGGCUUCAUUAAAAUGAAUAGGAGCAGCUCACGCUCGUCAAAAGUUGUCAGGUGGAGCAGGCCUAUUGGACUUACUAUGGAAUGUCCCCUCUCCGUCUCUCCCUCUCUCCCACAGUAGACUCUGACCUGUCUCCUCUCUGUCUCUUCCAUCUCUCCCACAGUAGACUCUGACCUGUCCCCUCUCCGUCUCUCCCUCUCUUCCACAGUAGACUCUGAUCUGUCCCCUCUCCGUCUCUUCCAUCUCUCCCACAGUAGACUCUGACCUGUCCCCUCUCCGUCUCUCCCUAUCUCCCACAGUAGACUCUGACCUGUCCCCUCUCUCUCUCCCUCUCUCCCACAGUAGACUCUGACCUGUCCCCUCUCUGUCUCUCCCUCUCUCCCACAGUAGACUCUGACCUGUCCCCUCUCUGUCUCUCCAUCUCUCCCACAGUAGACUCUGACCUGUCCCCUCUCUGUCUCUCCAUCUCUCCCACAGUAGACUCUGACCUGUCCCCUCUCCGUCUGUCCCUCUCUCCCACAGUAGACUCUGACUUGUCCCCUCUCUCUCUCCAUCUCUCCCACAGUAGACUCUGACCUGUCCCCUCUCUGUCUCUCCAUCUCUCCCACAGUAGACUCUGACCUUUCCCCUCUCUGUCUCUCCAUCUCUCCCACAGUAGACUCUGACCUGUCCCCUAUCCGUCUCUCCCUCUCUCCCACAGUAGACUCUGACCUGUCCCCUCGCCGUCUCUCCAUCUCUCCCACAGUAGACUCUGACCUGUCCCCUCGCUGUCUCUCCAUCUCUCCCACAGUAGACUCUGACCUGUCCCCUCUCUGUCUCUCCAUCUCUCCCACAGUAGACUCUGACCUGUCCCCUCUCUGUCUCUCCAUCUCUCCCACAGUAGACUCUGACCUGUCCCCUCUCUGUCUCGACAUCUCUCCCACAGUAGACUCUGACCUGUCCCCUCUCCGUCUCUCCCUCUCUCCCACAGUAGACUCUGACCUGUCCCCUCGCCAUCUCUCCAUCUCUCCCACAGUAGACUCUGACCUGUCCCCUCGCUGUCUCUCCAUCUCUCCCACAGUAGACUCUGACCUGUCCCCUCUCUGUCUCUCCAUCUCUCCCACAGUCGACUCUGACCUGUCCCCUCUUUCUCUCUCCAUCUCUCCCACAGUAGACUCUGACCUGUCCCCUCUCUGUCUCGCCAUCUCUCCCACAGUAGACUCUGACCUGUCCCCUCUCCGUCUCUCCAACUCUCCCACAGUAGACUCUGACCUGUCCCCUCGCUGUCUCUACAUCUCUCCCACAGUGGACUCUGACCUGUCCCCUCGCCGUCUCUCCAUCUCUCCCACAGUAGACUCUGACCUGUCCCCUCUUUGUCUCUCCAUCUCUCCCACAGUAGACUCUGACCUGUCCCCUCUCUGUCUCGCCAUCUCUCCCACAGUAGACUCUGACCUGUCCCCUCUCCGUUUCUCCCUCUCUCCCACAGUAGACUCUGACCUGUCCCCUCGCCGUCUCUCCAACUCUCCCACAGUAGACUCUGACCUGUCCCCUCGCUGUCUCUACAUCUCUCCCACAGUGGACUCUGACCUGUCCCCUCGCCGUCUCUCCAUCUCUCCCACAGUAGACUCUGACCUGUCCCCUCGCUGUCUCUCCAUCUCUCCCACAGUAGACUCUGACCUGUCCCCUCUCCGUCUCUCCCUCUCUCCCACAGUAGACUCUGAUCUGUCCCCUCGCUGUCUCUCCAUCUCUCCCACAGUAGACUCUGACCUGUCCCCUCUCCGUCUCUCCCUCUCUCCCACAGUAGACUCUGACCUGUCCCCUCUCCGUCUCUCCCUCUCUCCCACAGUAGACUCUGACCUGUCCCCUUUCUGUCUCUCCAUCUCUCCCACAGUAGACUCUGACCUGUCCCCUCUCUGUCUCUCCAUCUCUCCCACAGUAGACGCUGACCUGUCCCCUCGCUGUCUCUCCAUCUCUCCCACAGUAGACUCUGACCUGUCCCCUCUCCGUCUCUCCCUCUCUCCCAGAGUAGACUCUGACCUGUCCCCUCUCCGUCUCUCCCUCUCUCCCACAGUAGACUCUGACCUGUCCCCUCUCCGUCUCUCCCUCUCUCCCACAGUAGACUCUGACCUGUCCCCUCUCUGUCUCUCCAUCUCUCCCACAGUAGACUCUGACCUGUCCCCUCUCUGUCUCUCCAUCUCUCCCACAGUAGACUCUGAUCUGUCCCCUCGCUGUCUCUCCAUCUCUCCCACAGUAGACUCUGACCUGUCCACUCUCCAUCUCUCCCUCUCUCCCAGAGUAGACUCUGACCUGUCCCCUCUCCGUCUCUCCCUCUCUCCCACAGUAGACUCUGACCUGUCCCCUCUCUGUCUCUCCAUCUCUCCCACAGUAGACUCUGACCUGUCCCCUCUCUGUCUCUCCAUCUCUCCCACAGUAGACUCUGACCUGUCCCCUCUCUGUCUCUCAUCUCUCCCACAGUAGACUCUGACCUGUCCCCUCUCCGUCUCUCCCUCUCUCCCACAGUAGACUCUGACCUGUCCCCUCACCAUCUCUCCAUCUCUCCCACAGUAGACUCUGACCUGUCCCCUCGCUGUCUCUACAUCUCUCCCACAGUGGACUCUGACCUGUCCCCUCUCCGUCUCUCCAUCUCUCCCACAGUGGACUCUGACCUGUCCCCUCUCUGUCUCUCCCUCUCUCCCACAGUAGACUCUGACCUGUCCCCUCUCUGUCUCUCCAUCUCUCCCACAGUAGACUUUGACCUGUCCCCUCUCUGUCUCUCCAUCUCUCCCACAGUAGACUCUGACCUGUCCCCUCUCCGUCUCUCCUUCUCUCCCACAGUAGACUCUGACCUGUCCCCUCUCUGUCUCUCCAUCUCUCCCACAGUAGACUCUGACCUGUCCCCUCUCUGUCUCUCCAUCUCUCCCACAGUAGACUCUGACCUGUCCCCUCUCUGUCUCUCCAUUUCUCCCACAGUAGACUCGGACCUGUCCCCUCUCCGUCUCUCCCUCUCUCCCACAGUAGACUCUGACCUGUCUCCUCUCCGUCUCUCCGUAUCUCCCUCUCUCCCACAGUAGACUCUGACCAGUCCCCUCUCCGUCUCUCCCUCUCUCCCACAGUAGACUCUGACCUGUCUCCUCUCCGUCUCUCCGUCUCUCCCUCUCUCCCACAGUAGACUCUGACCUGUCCCCUCUCCGUCUCUCCCUCUCUCCCACAGUAGACUCUGACCUGUCCCCUCUCUGUCUCUCCAUCUCUCCCACAGUAGACUCUGACCUGUCCCCUCUCUGUCUCUCCAUCUCUCCCACAGUAGACUCUGACCUGUCCCCUCUCCGUCUCUCCCUCUCUCCCACAUUAGACUCUGACCUGUCAUCUCGCCAUCUCCCCAUCUCUCCCACAGUAGACUCUGACCUGUCCCCUCGCUGUCUCUCCAUCUCUCCCACAGUAGACUCUGACCUGUCCCCUCUCCGUCUCUCCCUCUCUCCCACAGUAGACUCUGACCUGUCACCCUCACCGUCUCUCCAUCUCUCCCACAGUGGACUCUGACCUGUCCCCUCUCCGUCUCUCCAUCUCUCCCACAGUGGACUCUGACCUGUCCCCUCGCUGUCUCUCCAUCUCUCCCACAGUAGACUCUGACCUGUCCCCUCUCCGUCUCUCCCUCUCUCCCACAGUGGACUCUGACCUGUCCCCUCGCUGUCUCUCCAUCUAUCCCACAGUAGACUCUGACCUGUCCCCUCUCCGUCUCUCUCUCUCUCCCACAGUAGACUGAGCUGUCCCCUCGCUGUCUCUCCAUCUCUCCCACAGUAGACUCUGACCUGUCCCCUCUCCGUCUCUCCCUCUCUCCCACAGUAGACUCUGACCUGUCCCCUCUCCGUCUCUCCAUCUCUCCCAAAGUAGACUCUGACCUGUCCCCUCUCCAUCUCUCCAUCUCUCCCACAGUAGACUCUGACCUGUCCCCUCUCCGUCUCUCCAUCUCUCCCACAGUGGACUCUGACCUGUCCCCUCUCCGUCUCGCCCUCUCUCCCACAGUCGACUCUGAUCUGUCCCUUCGCUGUCUCUCCAUCUCUCCCACAGUGGACUCUGACCUGUCCCCUCUCCGUCUCUCCCUCUCUCCCACAGUAGACUCUGACCUGUCCCCUCGCGGUCUCUCCCUCUCUCCCACAGUAGACUCUGACCUGUCCCCUCUCUGUCUCUCCCUCUCUCCCACAGUAGACUCUGACCUGUCCCCUCUCCGUCUCUCCCUCUCUCCCUCAUUAGACUCUGACCUGUCAUCUCGCCAUCUCCCCAUCUCUCCCACAGUGGACUCUGACCUGUCCCCUCUCCGUCUCUCCAUCUCUCCCACAGUGGACUCUGACCUGUCCCCUCGCUGUCUCUCCAUCUCUCCCACAGUAGACUCUGACCUGUCCCCUCUCCGUCUCUCCCUCUCUCCCACAGUAGACUCUGACCUGUCCCCCUCGCGGUCUCUCCCUCUCUCCCACAGUAGACUCUGACCUGUCCCCUCGCUGUCUCUCCAUCUCUCCCACAGUAGACUCUGACCUGUCCCCUCGCUGUCUCUCCAUCUCUCCCACAGUAGACUCUGACCUGUCCCCUCUCCGUCUCUCCCUCUCUCCCACAGUAGACUCUGACCUGUCCCCUCGCGGUCUCUCCCUCUCUCCCACAGUAGACUCUGACAUGUCCCCUCGCUGUCUCUCCAUCUCUCCCACAGUAGACUCUGACCUGUCCCCUCUCCGUCUCUCCCUCUCUCCCACAGUAGACUCUGACCUGUCCCCUCGCCGUCUCUCCAUCUCUCCCACAGUGGACUCUGACCUGUCCCCUCUCCGUCUCUCCAUCUCUCCCACAGUGGACUCUGACCUGUCCCCUCGCUGUCUCUCCAUCUCUCCCACAGUAGACUCUGACCUGUCCCCUCUCCGUCUCUCCCUCUCUCCCACAGUGGACUCUGACCUGUCCCCUCGCUGUCUCUCCAUCUAUCCCACAGUAGACUCUGACCUGUCCCCUCUCCGUCUCUCUCUCUCUCCCACAGUAGACUCUGAGCUGUCCCCUCGCUGUCUCUCCAUCUCUCCCACAGUAGACUCUGACCUGUCCCCUCUCCGUCUCUCCCUCUCUCCCACAGUAGACUCUGACCUGUCCCCUCUCCGUCUCUCCAUCUCUCCCAAAGUAGACUCUGACCUGUCCCCUCUCCAUCUCUCCAUCUCUCCCACAGUAGACUCUGACCUGUCCCCUCUCCGUCUCUCCAUCUCUCCCACAGUGGACUCUGACCUGUCCCCUCGCUGUCUCUCCAUCUCUCCCACAGUAGACUGACCUGUCCCCUCUCCGUCUCUCCCUCUCUCCCACAGUGGACUCUGACCUGUCCCCUCGCUGUCUCUCCAUCUAUCCCACAGUAGACUCUGACCUGUCCUCUCUCCGUCUCUCUCUCUCUCCCACAGUAGACUCUGAGCUGUCCCCUCGCUGUCUCUCCAUCUCUCCCACAGUAGACUCUGACCUGUCCCCUCUCCAUCUCUCCCUCUCUCCCACAGUAGACUCUGACCUGUCCCCUCUCCGUCUCUCCAUCUCUCCCACAGUAGACUCUGACCUGUCCCCUCUCCGUCUCUCCAUCUCUCCCACAGUGGACUCUGACCUGUCCCCUCUCCGUCUCGCCCUCUCUCCCACAGUAGACUCUGAUCUGUCCCUUCGCUGUCUCUCCAUCUCUCCCACAGUGGACUCUGACCUGUCCCCUCUCCGUCUCUCCCUCUCUCCCACAGUAGACUCUGACCUGUCCCCUCGCGGUCUCUCCCUCUCUCCCACAGUAGACUCUGACCUGUCCCCUCUCCGUCUCUCCCUCUCUCCCACAGUAGACUCUGACCUGUCCCCUCGCUGUCUCUCCCUCUCUCCCACAGUAGACUCUGACCUGUCCCCUCUCCGUCUCUCCCUCUCUCCCACAGUAGACUCUGACCUGUCCCCUCGCCAUCUCUCCAUCUCUCCCACAGUAGACUCUGACCUGUCCCCUCUCUGUCUCUCCCGCUCUCCCACAGUAGACUCUGACCUGCCCCCUCGCUGUCUCUCCCUCUCUCCCACAGUAGACUCUGACCUGUCCCCUCUCUGUCUCUCCCUCUCUCCCACAGUACAGCGGCUUCAGGGCCAGGAACGAAUGGCAGAUGUGGCAUCCUACCCUGGUAGCAGAAGCUGUGUUUGCCAUCGCUAACAUCUUCAGCUCCCUCCGCCUCAUCUCUCUGUUUACAGCUAACUCACACCUGGGACCUCUACAGGUCAGGAUUAUCAUACUACGUUUACAUGAUUUGUAAUUUAAUACUAUGUUUCUGUCAUUAUGUCCAGGGGCAGUAUGUAUUAAGGGUCUUAGGGUAGGACUGCUAAUUUAGGAUCAGUUUUUCCUUUUAUUUAAAGGAAAAAUAUUACAUGGUCAGGGGAGGACCUGAUCCUAGAUCAGCAAUCCUACUCUGAGAAGAUUGAUACUUAUGACCCAUGAUCUGUAAAGCUGCAAUUUAUUGUAUGAAAGGUUCUAGUUUAUGAUGAUGAUGAUGAUGAAUAUGAUGAUAAUCCUCAUUAUUCCAGAUCUCUCUGGGCAGGAUGCUGCUGGACAUCCUUAAAUUCCUGUUUAUCUACUGCCUGGUGCUCCUGGCCUUCGCUAACGGGCUCAACCAGCUCUACUUCUACUACGAGACAGACAAGGGCCUGAAGGGAUGCAAGGGCAUCCGCUGCGAAACACAGAACAACGCUUUUUCAACGUUAGUAAAGACCAUGCAUUAUAAUGUGUUCGUUUGUAACAUGUUUAAGUUUUGGUAGGGUUAAAAAACUUUGUUAACUUUCCCAGAAUUCCCGGAAUCAUUAGGCAAUUAGCAGGAAACCCAGGAAUUUCUGGAAUUUGGGGAAAGUUACUGGAAUUUUGCAACCUUACAUUUUUAUCGUUUAGACGGAUACGUAUGUUUUGCCAAUUGCCUGGAUUAGGGCAAAAGUAGAAUGGCAGCCUUUUAUGAUAUCUUGACUAUUCUUGUAGAUCCUGCUUACCUUAUAUAUUUAGAAAUAUAACCCCCUCUCCCUUUUAUCUCUCUCUCUCUCGCUCUCUCUUUCAUCCCUUUCUCUCUCUCUCUCUCUGUCUCUCUCUCUCUCUCUCGCUCUUUCAUCACUUUCACUCGCUUUCUCUCUCUUUCAUCCCUUUCACUCAUCUCCCUCUCCCUCUCAUCUCUUUCUUUCUCUCUCAUCUCUCUAUCUUUCUCCUCUAGGUUGUUUGAGACGCUCCAGUCUUUGUUCUGGUCUGUCUUUGGGUUGAUCAGUCUGUAUGUGACCAACGUGGAGGCAGACCACCAGUUCACAGAGUUUAUAGGGGCCACCAUGUUUGGAACCUAUAAUGUCAUCUCUCUGGUGGUUCUACUCAACAUGCUGAUCGCCAUGAUGAACAACUCCUACCAACACAUCGCUGUGAGUCUUAAACUAUCACUGGAAAGCUAAAUCAUUCAUUCAUUCACUUGUUUGUUUGUGAGCCCAACAACCUGUCUGCAGUAAUUUAUAUCACAAAGUUUUGUUCAUAUCACUUGUUCAGAUGCUUAGCAUAUGUUGUUUCUGUUCAGGAUCAUGCAGACAUUGAGUGGAAGUUUGCAAGAACCAAGUUGUGGAUGAGUUACUUUGAAGAGGGAGGGACUCUGCCUUCUCCAUUCAACAUCAUCCCUAGCCCCAAGUCAAUCUGGUACUUCAUCUGCUGGAUCAGGAAACACAUCUUCAAGAUCACCAGGGCCAAGAAAACAGAAACAUUUGGAACGAUAGGGGUGAGGAUUAAGUCUCUAGUCUACAUCAACAAUACUUUUACUGAACAGUAGGGCUGUAAAAUUUAAGUAAUUGGUUGGAUGAUUCCUGGAUUUCUUGUUUAUUCCCCUCUGAUUCUGGGAAUCUUCCAACUGGGAUUUCUGGAAGACCUGGGAAUUUUGGGAAAGUUACUGGAAUUCUGCAACUCUACUGAACAGUUUACGGUUGAAACUUCUACUUCUUCUCUUCUCCUCUAGCCUCAGAGGGUUGUUCUCAAUGAAUUAUCAUGAAUGAAAUUACCUGUUCUUCCCAGAAUGGUUAGACGUGCAUCAUGAGACAUAACUGGACUGAAAGCAUCAGCAGUUAGAAGUUAAAGGGAUAGUUCGGGAUUUUGGCAAUGAACCAUUUUUCUAUCUCUGCGUCCAGUAUGAAGGAAGUAGUUUCGCAAGCCAAUGCUAACUAGCAUAUGCGCUAGCUUAGCGAAAAAUACUUGUGUACAGCUAGUUAGCAUUGGCUCACAAAACGAUCCUUUUAACAGAGAAUGGGCAGGUGAUGACAGAGCUAGCUGGCCAAGUCUCCACCAAGCAGUAAAUCACAUUAACUGAUUAGUCAUGCUGCCUGGUGUGCUUUUGUAGUAAAUUAAUGUUCCUCUUUUGUAGAGACGGGCUGCUAUAAACGUAAGAAUAAACCACCAGUAUCAGGUAUUUAUUUAUGUGUUUGUUUUUUCACUAUAAAAUGGAUUACUUGUCAUUCGUUAUGUGUCAGUUUUCAAUGUGUUUCAUUCCGUAGAUGCACAUAUUUUGAACUCGAUUUUUCCCAAAUGGCACCCUAUUCACAAUAUAAUGCACUACUUUUGACCAGAGCUCUAUGGCCCUGGUCAAAAGUAGUGCACUACAGUAUAUAGGGAAUAGGAUGCCAUUUGGGACGCAUCCCUCUACCUGUCCACUCUCAGGAUUAUGUUUUCCAUAUUAUCUCCAGAAGUUGUUAGUAACCCAGGAGUGGAUGUAUUUGAUAUGAUUCUAUCAACCUGUGGACUGUGUUGUUUUCAGGAGGUUUUGAGGAACCUGGUGAAGAGAUAUGUAGCAGCCAUGAUCAGAGAUGCCAAGACAGAGGAAGGACUGACUGAGGAGAACUUUAAGGUAAGGUUUGGUUUGCUCUGACAUUUCACAUUUCUUUACAUUUGUUUCUCUAUCCAGCACCAGACAGGGACACAGACAAAAAAUAAGCAUUGUUUCUAACUUCGGCAAUUAAUGUUGAUUAACGUGCACUGUCCACUGGAAAUGUCAUAAAUAGAUAAACAAGUUGUAUGUGUGUAUGUUUCUUUCCCCAGGAGCUGAAGCAGGACAUCUCCAGCUUUAGGUAUGAGGUCCUGGGGAUGAUGAAGGGGAAGGUGGGGCCCGGGAGUGGGGGCGUGGCUCUAGCGGGAAGUAAACCCAGUGAAGGGGCAGGGGCCUCCAGUCUGGUCUACCCUGACCACUCCUUCAAAUACUCCCCCAAGUUCCCCCCGGCCAUGCCUAAGACCAACAUGUUUCACGUCACUAAAUCCAUGCUCCAGCAGAGGGCAGCCCCCUCCUUCACCUCCUCCUCCACAUCCCCUUCCACCUCUCAGGGCUUGAACCGACUGGUCAACGGCUCUGUGGUACCCUCUCUGGCCUCCACUGACACCUCCUCCACCGCCAUCUCCUCUUCCUCUUCCACUCCCUCCACCAAAGACAGACUGGCCAGGAAAGACUUUCCCAAAGACAGCUGUGACUUUGGGCUCUACUCUGUGUCUGAGGAGAUGGGAGAGGCUGACCUGGAGGAGCUGGACUGUAUUGGAGAGAGGGAGGAGCAGGGUGGAGCGAGGGAGAGGACAUGUACAGAGAAGGAAGAGAAUGAAGAGGAGGGGAGAGUGAAGGGAGAGAAGAGUCAAUGUUAA